Messenger RNA from Quercus lobata, 860 nucleotides. RefSeq names its product protein SKIP34. The record is from RefSeq and is a predicted model, not a curated record. Lineage: Eukaryota; Viridiplantae; Streptophyta; Magnoliopsida; Fagales; Fagaceae. The transcript has a single exon. Bases 220 to 522 code for a protein of 100 amino acids.
AAACUCCAUAUUUCAACGGUCCAGAUUAAUCCUUAUCACCAUUUAUUUCUGUAAAGCUAAAAGCUAAUCCCAUCUCUGCAAAGUGCAAACAUCGACAACAAUAAUUCUGUCCUUUUUUUUUUUUCCCGAGAGAGACACACAAACACAAAACCAGAAUUGUUUGAUCAAAACCCACCUAGUAUAUUUUGCUUUGCUUUGAUUUUGAUUUUGAUUUUCACGAUGUGUUACGGUCAGCACCAAGCUUUUUCUCGGGACAGCCUAAGCUCCUCCACUAGGCAACAACCACCUGCGACUGAAAACAACAACAAUGCGGAGGAUGUUGUGGACAAUCUGAGGGACCGGCUCGCCGACACUGAGGCUCGGCUGGCUCGGGCCAGGGCUCGUGAAGCCGAGCUGAGCCAACGGCUCGAAGAAAUGAAGCGCUUCGUCUCUGUAAUGGAGAUCCUCGAGACUUACCUCAAACGACGAUUCCGUGAGCAACAAGAACACGUUGAUCGUCUCUUCAAAUCUCUACCCGCAUAAAAAAUAUAUUUAUAUAUUUACUAACCCAAAACAUCCUCUCCUCGGUGAUACUGUCUUUUUUCUUUUAAACCCAUUUAUCAGAUUCGCUUGUCUAUACAUGUUUCUUUGACUAUGUUGUUUGUGAUGUUAUCUAAGAAAUGGUUUCAUAGUUCUAUAAAUAGUUUCUCACUAUCAAUGCUGUGCAGAAUUUUAGAGAAAUUUCGGUUUCUGUUGUUUAGUUGCUGAUUCUGGUUAAUCCAGGAGUUCGAAUUUAGCUGAAAAGUAUUGGAAAGUGAGCAAAUUUGAUAUUCUUUCAGGUUCUAUAUGCUUAAUGUUAGAUCAAAUGAUCAAAUUCAUCA